Leucoraja erinaceus (little skate) is the source of this 2706-nucleotide messenger RNA. RefSeq lists its product as uncharacterized. NCBI's taxonomy places the organism in Eukaryota, Metazoa, Chordata, Chondrichthyes, Rajiformes, Rajidae. The transcript is spliced from 6 exons. Bases 383 to 1891 code for a protein of 502 amino acids. The record is from RefSeq and is a predicted model, not a curated record.
UACAGAGACAACGAAAUGCAACGAUGGCACCUGUAAUCAGCAUUGAACACAAAUCUCUGGAGCUGUAAGGCAGCAGCUCUACCACCCCGUCUCUACUCUCGUAUACUGCUUAAACUCCAGGUUAAUGCAAGUUCUCAAGUCCUGAGAAGUGAGAAGGGCCUGUCCCACUUACGCGACCUUUACAGGCGGUCUGAGUCCCUCGGCGCUUCUUGUUCCCAGCAAUCAGGGUGUGCGUAGUGGAAGGGCAAGGAACACACUUUUGGGCGUCACCUUUACUGGCUCGCCAUUCAGUGAGAAAAGAGCAAACGUUAAUUUGCCAACAGGAAAACCCCGUCCCACAAUCUCAUUCGCCUGGAAAUCCAGAAGGGGAAAAAAGGAGGCAAUGAAGGCGAAUCGGCAGCAGGUUAAUGCGAAAACAACGAGCAGCAGAUGGAAAAGCACACAUUUGCUUUUUGCUCGUUGGGAAGUUAUUGAUGGCACUGAUGAUGAAGAUCAUUGGCAACUGCAACCAGAGGUAGAGUUCAAAUGCAGAGACCUUGAUGCGAGCACAAUUACUAUUUCUUCACACUUAUUAAAUACUACACGAGGCAAAAAUAAGGAAACAAUAACCUGUAUGUAUGAAGAUCAUUUCGACUACCUAAAAGGUAAAUGUUCUUCGCAAGAUAUUGUAGCCAAGGAUCUGAAUAAAUGUGCUCAGGGUCCUGUGAGUACUACUGAAUCAACAUCUGGGAAGUACCGCCUUGCACCACUUGUGACCAAACAUGCAACCGGACUGCACGACAGUAAUAUUGAAAAAGCAAUCGCUUCCAUCAUUCAAUGUGAAAACCAUGUCUUGCCCAUGACAAGCCGUCAACUAGCAGAAAAUCAAUUGAAUGAUCCAACGCACGAAACAGAGUCGAAUUCAGUAAUGUCUGAGUGCCGUGAUCCAUGUUCUCGACAACCUUUAAAAGCUUGUGAAACUUCAACAAUAAAGCAACCGUCCGCGUUUAACUUGGAAGGAAAACUACCCACCUGUUCAAAGAAUGGAAGCAACUGCUUGGAAACUCUCAGGGAAGAGGAGAUUAAUUGGAAGGAAAGCAUAUUUCAAGUUGAAGGAACGGUACGCAAAAGAGGUCUUGAUUCAAGAAUAUCAACAGUGCAAGAGUCCACAGAAUGUAGUACAAGAAGUCAGACCAAUGAAGAUGGUCAACAUAUAGCAAGGCCUUUGGACAGUCAAGUCAACAGCAAAAAUGUUCAGGAGCUAGCUAACUUUGCAGGCUUAUCAGCAAGAUAUUUUGCAAUGUGUCCUGUGCAGGACCCACUUGAUGUUGUGAGCAAAGGAGUAAAUAUAUAUCCUGGCAAUAGCAAAAAUAAUUUCACUAAUGACAUUCUUCAAAGUUUAUCCAAAGCCAGGAUGCAAGGGAGACGUCAGAAUUAUCAGCUGGCAAGAAUCAGCCUGUUGGAAGACAAGAGUACAUCUUUGGAGACACAGGAAUGUAUUUCACUGAUGGAUCAACAGAGAUUUGGACACACAAAUUCUGUGGCUGCAGCAAUGCUUCUUCCAGCGUUCCGCCCUUAUCCUUCCAAACAAACGCUCCAUCGAAAUAAGGGGACAACAAAGUUACAAAAUCAAGCAAAAUGCUUGCAAAAAAAUGAUUCUUCAAAAAUGUAUCAUUGCGCUGCACGCACAUCAGAUGUACACUCAGUGCCGAACAUAGCAGAUAUGGCACUACCUGAAGGCCAUAUUACUGUAGCUCAAUUAUUGCAAACCGUGAGUGAUGGAAUGGAUCAAAAUCGAGAUACAACCCAGAAAAACAGCCAUUCAAAGGAAUACGACACAACAAGAGGAAUGAACGGAGAUUUCAAUGAAGCCUUUUUUCUGUUUUUACAGAAAACAAAGAAAAUGCAUUAAGUUGCCAACAGAUGUCCGUUAAAGAAAAGUGGUAUAACUUCAGUAAUGUGUUUACAUGUGAUUUUUUUUAAAUGAUAGGCAUCAUGUGCCAGUAAUAUUAAAAACAAGAGACACAUAUUUUUUCACAAUGCUGGCACAUCCAAGGAAUUUUAAAUUAACCAAACCACCUUUUCCUUGUGCAUUGGUAUUCUGCCAAGUAACUUCUGGCCUGCUUGCUAUUUUAUUGGAAGGAUGCUUUAUGUGUGGGGCUGCUAUGAUUGUCAUGUUGGUGUCCUUACUGAUUUCUUUACCCUAUUUUAACAUUCAUAAAAUCACCAUCUUGUGAAUCAUUGGCAAAUAAACAAGUUACAGUGGAAGAUGUGACUAUUGUAACGGGGGAAUAACAGAAGAUGAAGCCACUUUAAAAUGAACUCUAACAUAACUAAAAUACACAAAUAUAGUAUGAAUCUCUGCCUGUCCUGAUUAAUUGCAUUUUUAUUUUAAUUGCUUUUUUUCUGCAUUCUUUAUUAUCUUGUUUAAAAUUAAAAUGUUGUCAAGUAUAAGUAUGUGUACUUGACCUGAAACUGUGAUGUAAAGAACAGUACAGCAGAAUGUGUAGGAAGGAACUGAAGAUGCUGGUUUACGCCGAAGAUGGAUGCAAGGUGGAGUAACUCAGUAGGACAGGCAGCAUCUCUGGAGAGAAGGAAUGGGUGACGUUUCUGGUGGAGACCCUUCUGCAGUGUUAGGGGAGAGGGAAAUUCGAGAUAUGGAAGGUUACACAGAGCUGAUAAGGUAUGAAAAGGACAGAUCAAAGCAGACGAUGACCAAGGAAAUGU